Molecule: messenger RNA, 914 nt
Organism: Cebus imitator (Panamanian white-faced capuchin)
Lineage: Eukaryota; Metazoa; Chordata; Mammalia; Primates; Cebidae
Exons: 6
Coding region: 204-914 (236 amino acids)
Source: RefSeq, a predicted model, not a curated record
AUGAAGAACAGACCAACUAACAAGGGAAAAUAUUUCUUCCUGUCCUAGGACAUCACUGCCAACUUCAGGGAAGUGGGAACACAGCUGCCCGCUUUACAGUAUGGGUUACUUUUGUGCCUGGAAUGUGUCUGAUGUCCUGAGACCUGUACCCAUUUCAGGGAGCCUUGGGAGGAGCCUGAAUCACGGACGGAAUUGGACAGUGCAUGGAGAUGGUUGAGCAGGAUGAAGUCCCUGGCUCUCCCUGUGGUGCCCCAAAUGUCAGUAUGGUGGGAUCCUGCAGGACGUGUUCCAGGAAGACGACAGAGAUGAACUUUCCAAAUACCAUCGAGAAUUCCUACUACCAGCAGGAAGAGACCAAACUGAAUAUCAGAGCCAGCAAAAAUAGACUUCUUAUGAGCCAGGUGGCCUACUUCCUGAACUACCAGCUGAAGACAUACAACGAUCGAAAAGAUCAUGAUGAAGAACAGAAAUGCAGAGACAACAAAAAUAAACUUCUUAUGAGUCAAGUGGCCUACUACCUGGGCUGCCGGCUGAAGACGGAAGUCCCUGGCUUUCUGUGUUCUGCCCCAAACAUCAGCAAGGUGGCAUCUGACAGGCCUCUUUCCAGAAAAAACACAGAGUUGAACAUUCCAGAAGGCAUUGAGAAAUCCUGCUUCGAACAGGAAGAUAACAAACUGAAUAUUGGAGUCAGUAAAAAUAGACUUCUUAUGACUCCGGUGGACUACUCCCUGAACUAUCGGCUGAAGACAUACAAAGAUCUGAAACGUCAUGAGGAGGAACAGAAAUACAAAGACAGCAAAAAUAAACUUCUUAAAAAUCAAGUGGCCCACUACCCCGGCUGCAGGCUGAAGACAGAAAAGAUUGAAAAGGACCAAGAAGAGGAAGAAGACCGAGGCUCACUGUGCCCCAGGUAA